Messenger RNA from Paramuricea clavata, 947 nucleotides. The record is from the annotation of a GenBank genome assembly. Lineage: Eukaryota; Metazoa; Cnidaria; Anthozoa; Malacalcyonacea; Plexauridae.
AUGAAUGUCAAGACAAAGCUUCCAGACUCAACUGAGGUAAGGGAUACUAAACAUUCUAAUUUUGGUAGUACAUGCUGCAUUUUGGCAACAAGAAAUUCUUUAAAGUCAUAAAUAUAAAUAAAAAUAUUCACUCCUACUGUAUGUCGUAAUGUCAAUUUUAUAUUCUUGACUAGCAAAAUAUAUUCUUGUGUGAAAGGUCCCUACGCAACUACCGGAAACGGCAGACAUGUGGUAGUAUUAAGACAAAGAAUCUCAUUAUUUUUUACUGAAUUUCGCACAUUCUUUUAAUUCUCAAGGGAUUAGUUGCAAGACAAGAAUAUAAUCUAUGAUAUAUAGUCAUGUUAACAAGUAACAGAAACGUCAGCUUCUUGAACACACAGCCAGCUUGGGUUUGCUUGCUUUGCUUUUUCCACUGCCCUUGUGUGUUAAUAGAUACUAUGUGUUGUGUAAUGUAUUUAAUUCAACCCUACUAGGACUCUGGGCAGAAUACCUUCCAAGCCACUCAAAGAUGCUUUUUGCGCCUCUAUUAUUACAAUGAUGGGUCAAACAGAAUUGGUGUGUCAGAAUUAAUAUCCUAUUUCUGUCUCUUAUAGGUUAUGGCACUUUCUUAUGAAAAUUCAAAGACGUGUGUAAAUGCCAUUGCUCCUUUGAAUGCCAUGAAUGCCAACUUAUCUUUGAAUGCUAUGAACACCAACUUGUCUUUGAAUGCCAAAUUAACUUUGAAUGCUAUGAAUGCCAAUUUAACUUUGAAUGCCAUGAAUGCCAACUUACCUUUGAAUGCUAUGAAUCAUGAAGUUAUACGCAUAAAUACAAAAGUUAUAUCUGGAAAAGUAUAUGAUGCUAAGUGUAUGACAGCAAAGUGUAUGAUAACUAUGAAUAGUAGAACUAAUAAUGAUGAAAAGUAUCAAUAUAGUACUUUUUUAAGUUACAAACAACGUCGUGAUUGA